Messenger RNA from Eimeria acervulina, 5769 nucleotides. RefSeq lists its product as hypothetical. The transcript is spliced from 10 exons. NCBI's taxonomy places the organism in Eukaryota, Apicomplexa, Conoidasida, Eucoccidiorida, Eimeriidae. The record is from RefSeq and is a predicted model, not a curated record. The coding region runs from base 1 to 5769 and encodes 1922 amino acids.
AUGGCUAAUGCUGCUGAAUCUGCUGUUGUUGCUGCGUCAUCUGCUGUUGCUUCUGCUCCUGCUGCUGCUGCUGCUGCUGCUGCUGCUGCAGGCGACGGCCGGCUGCUGCUGAACUCGUACAGCAGCGGCCUCUUUAUUGCUGACGGCAAAGGGGACGUACACCUCGCAGUGUCUCCACCGCUGAGAAUAUCCUCAAUUACGGGCUUUACGGGGACUGAUGAAGAAGGGCCUUUAAAGGGGACAGUCGCGCUGCUGGCUUCUCGCUCUCCCCUGGCACUGUGGGCCUUGAAAACGCAUGCAGAUAGCAGCAGCAACAGCAGCAGCAGCAGCAGCAACAGCAGCAGCAGCAGCAAGGACCUGUGCCUGGUUCCCAUUAGCCUUGCAGGCCUGGAAGGGCCGCUGAAUCCAGAGGGAGCAGCUCUUGCAAAGGGAAAGGGCCGGUGCUUGGGCCUCUCCUGGAUCUCUCCGGGUUUCUCAGCAGCAGAAGCGGAUGGCGCUGCUGCUGCUGCUGCUGCUGGUGCUGCGGGUCCUUUCCUUGCUGCUCUGUUUGCUGUGGAAGAUGCAGACCUUGAGGAGGGCGAUGACCAGCAGCAGCAGCAGCAAUUUGCAAGUGCUGCUGAAGAGGACGCCUUCCUUGAAGCAGAAAACCCCGCCUUCUCCUCUCUGCUGCUCUUCACCAAGCUCGAGCCCGUGCAGCAGCAGCAGCAGCAACAGGAGCUGCGGCUGGUGCCGGUUGCCGCUGCUUUGAACGAGGCGGAUAUGGAUACACCUCUCCUCACCUCUCCUGCAGUUUUCUUCAUUGCAGAGUCAACAGGAGAGGUGACUGUACACCUGGCGGACCGCUGCGCUACCCUCGUACGUGACACGGAGGCCCUUGAGAUUCCCCUGCUGCCUCCACUGCAGCAGCAGCAGCAGCAGGAUGCGCACCUGCAGCAGCAAAUGAACGCCUGGUCCCAGCGCCUUGCAGAGGAGCAGCCGCUGCAGCAGGAAAAAGCGAAGCCAGCCGCUCCACGAGACGAAGCAGGCAGUAGCAGCAGCAGCAGCAGCAGCAGCAGUAGCAGCAGCAGCAGCAGCAGCAGCAGUAGCAGCAGCAGCAGCAGUAGCAGCAGCAGUAGUAGUAGCAGCAGAAAAGACAGCAGCAACACGAAAAACCCCAGCGGCAGCGCAGAAGGGGCACGGCGCCACAGCAAGAAGUCUGGCAGCAGCAGCAGCAGCAGUAGCAAACGUGAGGGGGGCAGCAGCAGCAAAAGCAAACACAGUAAAGAAACGCACCGCAGCCGCAGAUGCCGAGCUGCUGCUGGUGAGGGUAAGUGGGGCCGCAGCAGCAAAGCAGCAAAAGAGGCAACGCUUGCAGCAGCAGCGAAGGCGCUGCAUGCUGCAGCGCGUAGACGCAGCAGCAGCAGCAGCAGCAACAGCGCCAUUCAAAAGUGGCGGCAGCAGCUGCAGACUCCCGAACACUUAGAGGUCGUAUCGGUGCUGAAGCGAGUUAGUGCAGGGGAAGACCUGCUGGGGGCCAGCGGAUUGCUUGCUGCUUCAGUUGCUGCUCCUCUUGCUGCAGCAAUGCUUGUAUUUGAGUGGAGAUUAGCGGUGUCUGAACUCUGCUGCAGUGCAGCACGAAAGGCGCUGACAGAGCAGCUGCAGCAGCAGCAGCAGCAGAUUGACGGGAAGCAGCCUACCCAGCAGCAGCCGCUCCUGCAGCUGCAGCCGCUGCAGCAGCAGCAGCAGCAGCGGCCAACCACUUUGGCCUCGCAGGUGGCGGGGUUGCAGGAGGCUGUGCAUGCAGUGCAGCAGCAGCAGCAGCUGCUGCUGCAGCGGUUAUCUCAGCUUCGGUCCGUAGACGAGGCCCAGGCCCAGAACAGCAGCAGAGUGCGGCGUCUGCUGAGUAGGUUGCUGAUGCAGCAGCAGCUGCUUCAGCAGCAGAUAGAGGGGAACGACAAUCUCAUGCUGCUGACGGAACAGGAGCAGCAGCACCUGGAGGACUUGGCGCUGCUGCCGCCUGCUGCUGCUGCGGCUGCUGCUGCCCAGCUAGAAGAGCUGCAGCAGCAGCGAGCUGCAGCGCGGGCACGGGCACGACAACUGCAGCAGUUACUGCUGCGUCUGCAGCAGCAGCAGUUGCUGCAGCAGCAGCUGUAUGAAGAACAGAUGGCCCUUGCGAACGGCGUGGAGGAGCAGGAAACCGCACAGAUACUGCAACGCCUGGGUGCUGCAGUGACGCAGCAGCAGCAGCGAGUGCUGCUGCUGCUGAGGCGGGCUGAGGCCCUUGCUCUGGGGAUGAUAGGUCGGACGAUCCCCAUAACGGCGCAUGCGCAGCAGAAGCAGCAGAAGCAGCAGCCGCAGCAGCAGCAGCAGCAGCAACAGCAGCAGAAAGUUGACAGCCCACCGGAAGCCCCUGCAAACAGCAGCAGCAGCAGCAACAACAGUAGCAGCAGCAGCAACAACAGUAGCAGCAGCAGCAGCAGCAGGAGGCAGUGCAGGCCCGGGGCUUGUUUUAUGUUGCCGUCCAACUUUUUAGAUGACGCAGCGGAGGAGUUGCUGCAGCAGCAAACAUCUCAUGUCCCAUCGGCAGCAGCACCAUCAGCAGCAACAGGAACAGCAGCAACUGCUGCAGCCGAAGCAGCAGCAACCGAAGCAGCAGCAGCUGAGCUCCCGGCAUCCCAAACUAGACAGACACUGCGUAGCCGCAUGCAGCAGUCUCUCUUCAUUGCUUCUGAUGAAGGGGCAGCAGCAACAGCAACAGCAGCAGGAGCAGCAGAUGUUCCUGCUGAUGCUGAAGCUGCUGAGCCUACAUGCAAGCGGGAGGCGGUUGAUGCGAGCUGUGAAUUGCCGCCAGUACUGCAGCAGGGGCAUCAACAGCAGGAGCAGCAGCAGCAACAGCAACAGCAGCAGCAACAGCAUCAGCAGAGAGCUCUCAUGGAGUUGCUGCAGAAGACAAAGCUCCUGCAGCAGCAGGCUGCUGAGCUGGAGGAAGCUGUUGCUGCUGUCGAGCAGCAAGCUGCUACCUGUCUCCCCAUUGGGUCUCUACCUGCUGCGGAGAUAGCUGAAAUGCAAGGCGAGGCGGAGUUGCUGCAGCUGCAGCAGCAGCAGCAAUUGCUGCUGCCGGUGCACUUGCCUCUACCCACUGCUGCGGCAGCAUCUGCAGUCAAACCCGCAGGAGACAAUUCAAUGCUGCCGCUGGUGCAGCAAUUGCUGCAGGAAGAGACAGCUGCUCGCGCCCGCGAGGCUGCGGGUCGGCGUGCGCUGCUGCAGCAGCUGCAGCAGCAGCAAUACCCCCACCUGCAGCAGCAGCAGCAGCAGGUGGGAGACAGUUUCUUAGCAGGAACAGCAGCAGGAGGAGAAGCAGCCGAUGACUCCCUAUGCAUUAAUGAUGGAGACAGCAGCUUCGAUGCAUGCGACAAGAAGACGGAGGUAGAAGAGAUGUGGGAGACGCUAGCGAGCAGCUGCGAGGGGCUCAGCAGCAGAAGCAGCAGCAGCAGCAGCAGAAGCAGCAGCAGCAGAAGCAGCAGCAGCAGAAGUAGCAGCAACAGCGAGUUCUUUGCCAGCGAAGCCAGCAGCAGCCGAAAGGGGUCCCUGAGUUACCACGGCAGCAGCAACAGCAGCAGCAGGAGCAGCAGCAGGGAUGCAGCUCUAGAAAGCGACAGCAAUGAGCAGCAUAGGGAUGUGCUGCAGGUAGAGACAGUUAUAGACAGAGCAGCAGACAAGCAGCAACCAAGCAGCAGCAAACUGUCUCCUCCACCUAAGCAGCAGCAGCAGCAACUCAACCCCACAAUAUCCCAACCUGCUUCAGCCCGUCUCUCUAACACCGCAGUUCUUCCCCCCGAUCCCACCAAAAUAACCGAUCCCACCAAAACAGCACACCCCACGAAGGCCACGCUGCCCCCCGAUCCCACGAAGGCAGUACUACCCCCCGACCCCACAAAAGCAGUACUACCCCCCGAUCCCACAAAAGCAGUACUUCCCCCGGAUCCCACGAAGGCAGUACUUCCCCCGGAUCCCACAAAGGCAGUACUACCCCCCGAUCCCACAAAGGCAGUACUACCCCCGGAUCCCACAAAGGCAGUACUACCACCCGAUCCCACGAAGGCAGUACUACCCCCCGAUCCCACAAAGGCAGUACUACCCCCCGACCCCACAAAGGCAGUACUACCCCCCGAUCCCACAAAGGCAGUGCCGCCCCCCGAUCCCACAAAGGCAGUACUACCCCCCGACCCCACAAAGGCAGUACUACCCCCCGAUCCCACGAAGGCAGUGCCGCCUCCCGAUCCCACGGAGGCUGCUGAUGCUGGUGCUGGCAGCUCGGCGUCUACGGGGGAAGGAGUGUCAGAGGGCCCCACAAAGGAGAUAUCUGCUGCUCCACAAGGCGAAGCAGCAGAUACACAAGACACCCCACAAGGAGCCAGCAGUCCCUUCAAAGGAUCAUUCCUUGCUGCUGCUGCUGUUGAACCUAGCAGCAGCAGCAGCAACAGCCAACGCGGGCACUUCGGUAGCAGCACAAACGGCAGCUGUGGCAGCUUCUUCGGCAGCAGCAGUAGCAGCAAAGGCGGCAGCAUCUUUGGCAGCAGCAACAGCAGCGGCGGUGGUCUCUUCGGCAGCAGCAGCAGCAGCAGCGGGAGCGCUCGCUUCGGCAGCAGCAGCAGCAGCAGCAGCGAGGGACUAUUUGGAAGCAGCAGCAGCAGCAGCAGCAGCGAGGGCGGUCUAUUUGGAAGCAGCAGCAGCAGCAGCAGUGGGAGCGGUCUCUUCGGCAGCAGCAGCGGGAGCAGCAGCGGCAGCGGUGGGGGUCUCUUCGGUAGCAGCAGCAGCAGCAGCACCAGUGGUGGUCUCUUUGGCAGCAGCAACACCGGCGAUGGUGGUCUGUUUGGCAGCAGCAGUAACACGAACAACAGCAGCAGCAGCAGUAGCAGCAGCAACAAGGCGGAUGCGUCUGCUCCUUCAACGAGUUUCUUUGGUGGGGGCUUUGGCAGCAGCAGCAGCAGCAGCGGGCCCAUAGACAUAAAGGGGAUUGGCAGCAGUCUUGCUGCAGGGACACCCAAACAAACCUCAGGCUUCGCAGGCUCUGCUCUUGCCUCAGGGCCUUUUGGAGGGGGGGGGCCCUUCGGGGGAGGGGCCUCGCAGGGGCCCCCCAAGGGGGGCCUGGUAAGCAUCCUAGGGCCGGGUCUAUUCGACAGCAGCAGCAGCAGCAGCAGCGGGGACACUGCAGCAGCAACUGCUGCAGGAUUCGGCAGUCAGGCACAGUCUGCUUCGCCGUCUCCUUUUGGCAGUUCAUUCUUCUCGCAACAGCAGCAGCAACAGCAGCAGCAACAGCAACAACAGCAGCAGCAGCCACUGCUCUCCCUCGGCAAUGUAAACGUUAGCGACUUAUCUCUAGGGCAGCGGCAGACCUACAACUUUGGGCUGUCCAACAACAGCGGGCUUGGAGACCUGCAGCUAGAAGGAGGCCCCACUGCAGCAGGGCCUGGGAUCGCCUCCGGGGGACAGGUUCAGGGGGGAUUCUCUGCAUUUGCAUCCCAGGGGACAGGCUUUGCUUCUCUCGCGCAACAGCCGUCUUCGGGGGGUUUCUUUGCCGCUGCAGCGCAGCAGCAGCAGCAGCAGCAGGAGCAGCAGCCGCAGCAGCAGGGGUUUGGAGGGUGGGGACAGUUAAGCAACGCGUCUCCUUUCGGCGGUGUAGGUAGCAUGCCAGUCUCUGCUGCUGCUCCUGCUCCUGCAGCAGCCGGUGCUGCACCAGAGGAUAAGAGCAUCUGGACAAGGGCGAGGGCCACCAACCCCCUCGAAUAA